Molecule: messenger RNA, 390 nt
Organism: Aspergillus terreus NIH2624
Lineage: Eukaryota; Fungi; Ascomycota; Eurotiomycetes; Eurotiales; Aspergillaceae
Exons: 3
Coding region: 1-390 (129 amino acids)
Molecular function (GO): iron ion binding; heme binding; oxidoreductase activity, acting on paired donors, with incorporation or reduction of molecular oxygen
Source: RefSeq, a predicted model, not a curated record
AUGACAGCGCUCCAACAGUUUUCCAGGGAUGGGACGUUCCUAUCGGAAGCCCUGCAGACCCCGAUUAGUAUGAACAUCUGGAACACGCACUACAACAAGGAUUUCUUCCCUGGCCCCACCGAAUUCUGGCCGGAGCGCUGGAUGGGCGAAGGAACUCGGGAGCUAGAGAAGUAUCUAGUUCCAUUUGGCAGUGGAUCCAGAAUGUGUACCGGUCAGAAUCUAUCCAUCGCCGAGCAGGUUCUCACCAUCGCCACGCUCUUCCGCAACUACGAGCUUGAGCUGUACCAGACCACCAAGAAAAACGUUGUGAUGGCGUCAUACUGCAUGAUCUCGCUGCCUGGAUCUGAGUCGCCUGGUAUUCAAGUGAAAGUCCGCAAGACGGUGCAAUAG